CUGCUCUGCGGCUUGCGACACCUAGCGGUAGACGUGGAGGCUUUCACCUGAAACAUCCUCAGCUGUCACUUUAUCACAUGAACACGCCUGCUGCUGAUAUCGGCCUCUGGAAUGCAAAGAUACAGCAGAGUCAUGCUUUCCUAACACAAGCAGGAAUGUGAAUAUAAAAGAUGGCCACACAGCAAUGAUCUGCUGCGGGAGAUUCUGCUUUCAGCUGUAUUUGCUGUCUUGAACACACCCCUGCUGAGCACCCCGAUAUUAUUGUUGAAGGGGAAUAAUGGCUGCACAGUCUGAGCCGUCUCCACCAUCUUCCCUGGAAGGAAACAAACCGGGCUUCCCAAAGAAAAUCCUCGCCAACAACCUGGAAGACAAACAUCUGUGCAACUCGUGUCAGAAGGUGCUGAGGAGGCCUCUGCAGGCUCAAUGUGGGCAUCGCUUCUGCUCCUUCUGCUUCAACAAAACAGUGAGCUCCGGGCCUCAGAAAUGCAGCGCCUGUAUUAAAGAAGACUUGUUUGAAGAGCCCACCUCAAUUCUGAAGCAAGGUGGUGCUUUCCCUGACAACGCAGCACGGAGAGAGGUGGAGGCUUUGGCAGCUGUCUGUCCAAAUGAAGGAUGCACUUGGACGGGAACGAUCAAAGAAUUUGAGGCCAGCCAUGAAGGUAACUGUGACUUCAUGAUCAUUCUGUGUCCGUCCUGCAAAGAGCUGAUGAGAGCCAACGAACAGGAGCGCCACAACGAGAGAGAGUGUCCAGAGAGAACGCUCAACUGCAAGUACUGCAAAGAGCCUUUCCUGUUAAAGAACAUCAAGGCUCAUGAUGAAAUCUGUCCGAAGUACCCGAUGAUCUGUGAAGGUUGUGCAAAGAAAAAGAUUCCCCGAGAGAAGUAUGUGGACCAUAUUAAGUUCUGCAGUAAAUUUAAAGCACCAUGCAGAUUUCAUGUUGUUGGCUGCGAUACGUCUGUGGAGAAAGAGAAGAUCCACGACCACGAGCGGCAGUGUUCUUAUGAGCACCUCAACCUGCUCCUCCACUUCAUCAUGGGCAUCAAGGUGAGCCUGGAGAGCCUGCAGCCCCAGAGUCUGGAGGUGGCCAGCCACAAGCUGCAGGAGCUCCACCAGUCCCUGAGAGACCUGGAGCUGAAGAUGAGCCAGCUGGGUGGGGGUGGGGGUGGUGCGGCUCCCGUGCAGGGUGCCUGUGCCCCGACCCUGGCCACCUCCUUUACCCCCCUGCCCAGUGCCAUGGGCGCCGCCCUGGAGCUGCAGCUUCAGAGUGAGAAGACCAAGGUAGCCGAGCUGAGCCGACGCUGCCAGGAGCUGGAGCUCAAAGUCAGCACGUUCGAGAACAUCGUCUGUGUCCUCAAUCGAGAGAUGGAGCGCUCGUGCACCACCAUGGAGGCUUAUAACCGCCAACACCGCCUAGACCAGGACAAGAUCGAGAUCCUCAACAACAAGGUUCGUCAGCUGGAGAGGACGGUGAGUCUGAGGGAUCUGUCCAUCGUGGAGAUGGACGGUAAGAUGAGGGAAAUGUCUGCAGCAACGUACGACGGCAUCUUUGUGUGGAAGAUCUCUGAUUUCACCAAGAAGAGACAGGACGCUGUGGCCGGCCGGGCUCCUGCCAUGUUCUCUCCAGCCUUCUACACCAGUAAAUACGGCUACAAGAUGUGCCUGAGAAUCUACCUGAACGGCGAUGGUACGGGCCGCGGCACCCACCUGUCUCUGUUCUUCGUGGUGAUGAGAGGACACAGCGACGCACUCCUCAAGUGGCCUUUCAACCAGAAGGUCACCCUCAUGCUGCUGGACCAGAACAACAGGGAGCACAUCAUCGACGCCUUCCGGCCCGACAUCUCAUCUUCGUCCUUCCAGAGGCCGGUCAGUGAUAUGAACAUUGCCAGCGGGUGUCCGCUCUUCUGUCCGCUCUCGAAGCUGGACUCCAAAAACUCCUACAUACGCGAUGACACCAUCUUCAUCAAGGCCAUCGUAGACCUCACGGGGCUCUAGUUCAGCCGUGAGGGCGUAAACACAAGCCUGCAUUUUGGUCGCUUCAGCAGUUUGAUUCACCUUUAGGCUUUGUUUCCUCCAGAAUCUGACACUUCUUCUUCAGGUCUGAGUAAUACUUCUGGAGGGAUGUUAUGCUUGUAAACUAAGCAGUCAACAUGUUCAGUUUGAUAAGACAUGGAUGGAUCCACAUUGAUUCCUUAAAUGGUCUGUGGACUGCUCCUUUAAGGCCUUCAGUUUGGUCUUCUUGGUUCGUUAAAUUGAGUUAAAAGUUCCAAUAUAUGAGCAAAAGAUGGAAUCUGUAAUGUGCUGCGUCUUUCUUGAAUAAAAGUAUUGCCAUGGUGAGGAUUUAGGCAGUGACAGUAA
This is a messenger RNA of Notolabrus celidotus (New Zealand spotty), 2356 nucleotides long. It is a transcript of the gene traf2a, whose product is annotated as Tnf receptor-associated factor 2a. Gene Ontology annotation, biological process: protein K63-linked ubiquitination; positive regulation of canonical NF-kappaB signal transduction; regulation of apoptotic process. The coding region runs from base 278 to 1993 and encodes 571 amino acids. The transcript has 10 exons. The record is from RefSeq and is a predicted model, not a curated record. Gene Ontology annotation, molecular function: tumor necrosis factor receptor binding; ubiquitin protein ligase binding; zinc ion binding. Gene Ontology annotation, cellular component: plasma membrane signaling receptor complex; cytoplasmic side of plasma membrane; cytosol. Lineage: Eukaryota; Metazoa; Chordata; Actinopteri; Labriformes; Labridae.